AUGCUUUUGCAGAAUUUCGACGGCGAACUCGACAUGUACCGCGUCCGGGAAGAGGACCAACACACGUUAUCGGUGCUGGAUAACCUGCGGCGCAUUCUCAACAGCCGGGCGGGAUCCCUCAGCCACCUGCCGGAUUAUGGCCUGCCGGACAUGGCGCAGACGCUGCAAGGGCUGCCCGCCUCGGCACAUGGGCUGAUGGGGACGCUGAUGAAUACGUUGCUCAAGUACGAACCGCGUCUGGAAGCCGUCAACAUCGAACUGUUGCCACAGAUCUGGCCCGGCCAUUUGGAAUAUUCCCUCGAUGUACAACUGAAAAACGGCGAGCGGGCGACCUUCGGCACAACCCUGGCGCCCGAGGGCAAAAGUAUUGUCGGUGGUGAUCCUCGCGGCUUUGGUGAGUUCACGGCUUUGCGGGACGAGUUGGCCAAGCUGAGCCAUCCAGCAUGUCCAGACGUCGACUGGGCAAAGGUUGAACAGUUGUGCCUGACGUUGUUUCAGAACAACGGCGCGGAGCUGCAAACCGCCGCUGCUUUUGCGUUGGCGCGCAGCCAACGCUACGGCCUGGAGGGCAUGGCCCAGGGAGUGACGCUGAUUGAGGCGUUAUGCAGCGAAUGGGCUACGGCAGUGCCCGUCCCUGAGCGCCUGAGCGGUGAACUGGAUCGAUUGGCCGCGCAGUUGGAUCGUCAGGGGCAGGCGCCUCUGGUCAGCCUGCAGGCGCUGCGUCAUCAGGUUGGCAGCUUGAUGCGGCGUUUGGAGCGCAGCCAAAAUGCAGGUGGAGCGGACCUGAUGUUGACGAGCGCCCCGGAACCGGCCUUUGUCCUGCCGGUGGUUAUCCUGCCCGCCCUACCAAUGCCGGAGUUGCUGCCUGCGGUCUCCCGAAAGCCCCGUAUCGUUCUGUGGCUGUUUGCGCUGAUCACAUUGAUGGCGCUGGGUGGUGGUUGCUGGUGGUGGGUUGAUCAACGCGUCCAGCCGCAACCAGCGGUGCCCGGCACUGUGCACCUGGACAGCCUGUCGCUGUUCGAUGCCGGCAGCAUCGAGCUCAAACCCGGCUCGACCAAGGUGCUGAUCAAUGCACUGGUCAACAUCAAGGCCCAGCCCGGCUGGCUGAUCGUGAUCGUCGGGCACACCGACACAACCGGCGACGCCGAGCAGAACCUCCAACUCUCCUACGCCCUGCCUCGGCGGUACGCGACUGGAUGCACCGGCGCGGCAGGCAAGCAGCCGAUCGCCAGCAAUGACACGGCAUCUGGACGAGCAGCCAACCGUCGGGUUGAUAUCCGCCUGAUGCCACAAGCACAGGCCUGUGCGCUGUCGGAGACUGGGGAGGGC
This is a messenger RNA of Mesorhabditis spiculigera, 1329 nucleotides long. NCBI's taxonomy places the organism in Eukaryota, Metazoa, Nematoda, Chromadorea, Rhabditida, Rhabditidae. The record is from the annotation of a GenBank genome assembly.